Messenger RNA from Danio aesculapii, 869 nucleotides. RefSeq names its product mitochondrial inner membrane protein MPV17 (gene mpv17). The coding region runs from base 241 to 774 and encodes 177 amino acids. The record is from RefSeq and is a predicted model, not a curated record. NCBI's taxonomy places the organism in Eukaryota, Metazoa, Chordata, Actinopteri, Cypriniformes, Danionidae. Gene Ontology annotation, cellular component: membrane; cytoplasm. The transcript has 8 exons.
UUCACAACACAGUCGAGCGUCAACUAAUGUUGACUUGUGUAAAAUGAGUUGAAUCGGGUCAACAUGGACUAGGCUAAAUGAGUUUGUUUAGUGUUUAAAAUCGCGUUUUCUGAAGUUCUCUCUUUUUUUUCUUUUGACUGCUGUGUUUGAAAACAGGAGAUAACCUGCUGUAAUUGUAGCAACACAAGCAUCUCUUUGACGCAUUGUUUGACAUCUCUUUACGUGAAAAGACUUUGUCUCAUGGCGGGUCUUUGGAGAUCUUAUCAAGCUCUGAUGGCCAAACAUCCAUGGAAGGUACAGAUUAUAACUGCUGGCUCUCUGGUGGGUGUGGGUGAUGUCAUCUCUCAGCAGUUGAUUGAGCGCCGCGGACUGGCCAAUCACAACGCAAGACGCACCGCCAAGAUGAUGAGCAUUGGCUUCUUCUUUGUCGGUCCGGUGGUCGGUGGAUGGUACAAGGUGCUGGACAAACUUGUUACAGGUGGUACUAAAAGUGCAGCUCUGAAGAAAAUGCUUGUUGACCAGGUGGGCUUUGCUCCGUGUUUCUUGGGUGCUUUUCUGGGAAUAACUGGAGCCCUCAAUGGACUGACUUUGGAGGAAAAUGUUGCCAAACUCAAGAGGGACUACACAGAUGCAUUGAUCUCCAAUUACUAUCUUUGGCCUCCGGUGCAGAUCGCCAAUUUUUAUUUCAUCCCUCUCCAUCACAGGUUGGCUGUAGUUCAGAUUGUGGCUGUUUUCUGGAACUCUUACCUCUCCUGGAAAGCCAACAAGAUGUGAAGAGAUGUCAGAGAAUUUACACUACCUCACUUUUGUUUUGUUUUAGGUUUUUUAUGAUCAUCUAAAACAAAACCGAAUAAAUGAAGUUUUACACA